This is a messenger RNA of Oryctolagus cuniculus (rabbit), 2735 nucleotides long. It is a transcript of the gene TMEM107, whose product is annotated as transmembrane protein 107. NCBI's taxonomy places the organism in Eukaryota, Metazoa, Chordata, Mammalia, Lagomorpha, Leporidae. The record is from RefSeq and is a predicted model, not a curated record. Gene Ontology annotation, biological process: protein localization to ciliary transition zone; non-motile cilium assembly. Gene Ontology annotation, cellular component: MKS complex.
GAAGCCACCACUCAGACUUCAGCACCACAGACAGACAGACACACAGACAAGCAGGAUUCCUGAUGAGGUGAACAGAAAGUACAAACCAUCCCUCGGGAUGUGAUCUUACCAGAAAACUGAAUGACACAUAGAUCAACCAUUAGACCUGACCAUCAGUUUGCAGGAAACACAGUGCCAGGAGAGAAUGAAAUGACGCCACACGUGGCCCAGUAUCUUCAGCAAGAAAAGAAGGAAGGAUGCCAAAAAAUGAAAAGUUUGCAAGUUCUUUUGUCACCAAUUCAAAUGCUGAGAUGCUGAAUCCAGCCCUGGAGUGAGUGGCCACCUACGGGAGGACAGCUGGUCACCCGCAGCACAGCCCAUGGCCACCAGCAGGCUCGAAAACGCAGGCAAGAAACGACUUUCUCUGAGGCAAGUUUCUGUGAACCAAGGUGUGGACAAGGACAAAGCAAACCUAGGCUGCCCACUCCCUGUUCAUGAGUCCACACCUAAGGACCUGAGAACUCGGUUUGUACUGUCUAGCCCGUCUCCUAGGCAGAACGCCUACUGAGCAGAAUGCUCCAAACCUCCAGCUGUUGAACGCAAAAUCCUUGGGUCACCUUGACUCUCCCUUUUCCUCACCCACCCACAGGCCCCGAGCCAGACCCUCUCCCCAAUCCUUCUGCUUUGCUCCAUCGUCUUUGCUUCACCCUGUCCUUUCUGGAUACUUCUAUGGCUUCCUCGUUAGUCUCUCCAUAUUGCAACCUGGGUCGUGGAGAAUACGAAUCUGACCACGUCGCGCCUGGUGGCUGCAAGGCCUGCCGCGACCACGCUCCACCUCCUUUUGGGCUGCCUACCACUAGGCUUUGCAGUGCAGGCUGACUUGAAGGCUGGGGUUACUCUCCUCAGAAGCGGGGAGGGAAGCCCCUUGGGUGUGCGCAAGCAGCAGGGGUCUUCCUGGAGCCCGUGCGGCCGGUACCUCGGAGACCCCGGAACCAGAGCUGAGCCUUGCGUCCCAGGCAGCUCCAAACCUCCUGUGCGGGACGCUUCGUCCACGCUCGCCCUGUCCAGUCCCGGCGGGGCCGUCCCUAGGCUGAGGCUGCCACCAUCUUCUGCACUAUGCAAAUCCCUCACCGAACCCGGCAAAGAUGUCUGGGGUGCUCCGACCACCAAGGGCUCCGUGACAACGGGCCUGCCGGACAAGGUAGGUCCAGUGAACGUUCCACGUUGGGCUCAGGGCACAAGGAAGCUACGAGGACGGAAAGGGAAGACCGCGUCUGAGCCUCCAACCUAAGACCGGCACGCCGGCCGCAGCAGAGUCCGCGAGCAACUCCUCCGCGGACAGGCCAUUCCCGGCAAUGCAGCCUGGGACCGCGCCGCUCCGGACCCGAGCAGCCAGCGAACCCCCGGACGUAGUCCUCCGGGUAGGAAGCUGGCGGCCGCAGCGGGGUCCCCGAACACGGCGAACUCGCACGACGGCGGCUCGAGAAUUUACGGCUCUCGCGAGAUCUUCAGAACCCGAGGCGCACGGUCCGCGUACGCAGUUACCAAGGCAACGGGGCGGCCCCUGAGGCGCGCGAAGGCCGCGGGCCGGGAGAGGUUUCCCAGCGUCGCCGGCCGCGGCCCUGAGGAGCAUGAGCCGGAUCUCGGGGCUCGUGCCCUCCCGCUUCCUGACGCUGCUGGCGCAUCUGGUGGUCGUCAUCACCUUAUUCUGGUCGCGGGACAGCAACGUCCAGGCCUGCCUGCCCCUCCGAUUCACCCCCGAGGAGUAUGAGAAGCAGGACGUGCAGCUGGUGGCCGCCCUCUCGGUCACCCUGGGCCUCUUUGCCGUGGAGCUGGCCGGCUUCCUCUCAGGAGUGUCCAUGUUCAACAGCACCCAGAGCCUCAUCUCCAUCGGAGCGCACUGUAGUGCAUCUGUAGCCCUGUCGUUCUUCAUAUUCGAGCGCUGGGAGUGCACCACGUACUGCGCCCUCCCAGCUGUCACUGAAGUGGCAUUAUUCAUCGCCGUCUUUGGGCUGAAAAAGAAACCCUUCUGAUCAUCCUCACUGCAAGAACGUGGAGAACAGGGCUGGGGGAGCCAGAAGCUCCCGUUCCUGGCAGGACAGCGUCGCCGCGCCCCGGAAACUGCUUCUGGUGGAGGAUGUCGGUGUUGGGAUAAUUGUCUGGGAUUAUCAGCGUUUUAGUCAGUGCUUUGUAAUAAAUAAAAUCUAUUUUAUAAUAAGAUCAAAAUUUAUACAAUUUUCAGGGAACAAUUGAGUUGGCCAAACUACUGCAGAGAGACUGCUUUCCAGCCCAUAGAACAACAAGGGUCGCUUCUAUUUGGGGUAUUACGGUAGACAGCUGGCGGCAGGGAAGGGCGGAGAUAUGCAAAUAAGAUUGUGUAUGCUCAGAACUCCCGAGCACGUGAGGGAGCAGAGCAUUCUGGGAGGAGUUAGUUUAUUCCUUUUUGGCAAUUGAAUUUAAAAAGUUUUUUUUUUAACGUUACAAAUAAAUGUCGAAAUAUGAUUGAAAUAAUUCAAAGCAACUGGGUUUCUCCGACUAACGCGUUGCGUAUUCACCCUAGGUCUUAGGGGCAUCUGCUCCUCCGAAUGCGGAAUGGCCGGGGCGGGCCGGUAUCGUCAGGUGGGAUAAUCCUUACCUGUUCCUCCUUUUGGAGGGCAGAUAGAACAUGAUGAUUGGAGUUCGCAUGAUGCGUGAUUAGCGUCUCUGCGUAAUCAGGACUUGCAACACCCUGAUUGCUCCUAUCUGAUUCUUCCUGA